This is a messenger RNA of Kuraishia capsulata CBS 1993, 963 nucleotides long. RefSeq lists its product as uncharacterized. Bases 1 to 963 code for a protein of 320 amino acids. Gene Ontology annotation, biological process: maturation of SSU-rRNA from tricistronic rRNA transcript (SSU-rRNA, 5.8S rRNA, LSU-rRNA). The transcript has a single exon. Lineage: Eukaryota; Fungi; Ascomycota; Pichiomycetes; Pichiales; Pichiaceae. Gene Ontology annotation, cellular component: nucleolus; small-subunit processome. The record is from RefSeq and is a predicted model, not a curated record.
AUGUCACUGGAAACGCUUCUUACGACCAUCCUGGAGUCUGUAAAAACGACGACUGAGUCGUUGAAAAAUCUGGAGGAGACGCUGGAAUCUGGGUCUGCCAAUCCGGUGGAAGGAACCGCCAACAAGGAAGGAAUCUCGCUUCUGGCCCUGAAGAACUCUUCGAUGCUGUCAUAUGUGAAUUCGGUGGUGCUAUUUGCACUGGCAAAGUUGGAUGCACUGGAGAGCAAAGAAGGGGUUGAUAUCGACCAGAUCGAUGCCAUAGUUAAAAAGACCGUGGAACAAAGAGUUGUUCUGGAAAGAGGAGUCAAACCCCUGGAAAAGAAGCUGGGAUACCAGAUGGACAAGCUCACCCGUUCAUUCCUUCGGAUGCAGAAAGAUUUGAAGGAAGCUGAGUCCAAAACAGUAGACGAGUCCGCAGACGGUUCCGGAAGUGACGACAGCGAGGACGAGGAGGAUGCUUUCAAUUACAGGCCAAAUGCAGCCAACUUUGCACAACCAAAGGCUGGUGAGGUCAAGCGUCAUGAUCACAACGAUCAGGAUGACGCUGAAGGAGAAACUGAGACCGAGUCCACAGAAAAGUACAAACCUCCAAGGAUCUCUGCUAUGGUGCCGCCUACAGAAGAGAAGCCUAGGCGCAACAGACAGAAACUCCAGUCCAUGGAAGAAUAUCUUGAGGAGAUUGGAGACACACCAAUGUUGGAAUCAAGUAUCGGCUCCACGAUUUUGGACCACGGUCGUGGUGUAAAGACAUCCAAGGACGUUGAGAAGGAACGUGAGAUCACGCGGUACGAAGAGGAGAACUUCACCAGAUUACCCGAGAACGUGACCAAGAAACAGAAACGCAAGAAGGACACAUUUGCAGGUGAGGACUGGAGUAUGUUUGGCAAUGACAAGGAGGGCGAACGGUUCAAGUCCAAGAAGGUGAAAAACACUUGGGAAAAGGCUAAGAGGAGAAGGAUGUAA